Molecule: messenger RNA, 1239 nt
Organism: Thyridium curvatum
Lineage: Eukaryota; Fungi; Ascomycota; Sordariomycetes; Thyridiales; Thyridiaceae
Exons: 1
Coding region: 1-1239 (412 amino acids)
Biological process (GO): response to nutrient; branched-chain amino acid catabolic process
Molecular function (GO): catalytic activity
Source: RefSeq, a predicted model, not a curated record
AUGAGUGCGUCAAGUGGUAGACUCAACUCGGUAGGCCGCAUGGCCAAGACGGCGCUGGCGCCCUCCAGACCUUCUUGCGCGGCGCCUCUUCGAUGCCUCCUUCCUGCUCUCAAGGUUCCAGCGAGACGAUACUCGACGCAUCCGCCAAAUGCCAAGUUGAAUCUGCCGGUCGACUACUCCGAGAUGCCUCUUCUGGCUCACACCAGCAAGACAGCGCUAAGCAACCCAGAGCUUCCGCCAGAGGUGCAGAAUGGGACGGCCAAGAAGAUGAACCUCUACCAGGCUGUCAAUGACGCGCUCUCGACCGCAUUGGCAGAAGACGAAAACGUCCUUCUUUUUGGAGAAGAUGUCGCGUUCGGUGGCGUCUUUAGAUGUUCAAUGAAGCUCGCUGAGAACUUUGGCGGCGACAGGGUAUUCAACACUCCGUUGACAGAACAGGGAAUCCUAGGGUUUGCAGUCGGGCUGGCAGCCGAGGGUAUGAGGCCAGUGGCAGAGAUCCAGUUCGCCGACUAUGUGUUCCCAGCAUUUGAUCAAAUAGUCAAUGAGGCGGCCAAGUUCCGGUACAGAGAAGGCACCAAUGGCAGGCAUGUGGGCGGCUUGACCGUCAGAAUGCCGUGCGGAGCUGUUGGACACGGCGCGCUCUACCACACGCAAUCUCCGGAAGCCUUGUUCUCACACACACCAGGUCUACGAGUGGUAAUGCCACGGUCUCCACUCCAGGCCAAGGGCCUUCUUCUCGCCGCAAUUCGAAGCAACGACCCGGUCAUUUUCAUGGAACCUAAGAUCUUGUAUAGAGCGGCAGUGGAACAAGUACCGACUGCAGCAUACACCUUGCCUCUAUCAAAGGCAGAAGUGCUCAAGGAAGGGAAAGACUUGACCGUCAUCACCUAUGGCCAGCCAGUAUAUACUUGCAUGGACGCAAUUCGCAAGGCUGAAGAGGCUUUUGGCGGAUCAAUCGAACUUAUUGAUCUGCGGACGGUCUAUCCUUGGGACAAGGAGACCGUGUUCAAGAGUGUGCAAAAGACCGGGAGGUGUGUGGUGGUCCACGAGGCCCAGUUCAACGGCGGUAUCGGUGCAGAGGUAGCUGCGUCCAUACAGGGCGACCAUGAGACAUUUAUCCGGCUCGAGGCGCCCGUCCAAAGGGUAACCGGGUGGGAUAUCCCAACGCCGCUCGCCUAUGAGCAGUUCAACAUACCUACCAUUGCGAGUAAGUCAACAUUCACCACGAGUAUUUUCUAA